Zychaea mexicana is the source of this 1443-nucleotide messenger RNA. Its product is annotated as glycosyltransferase family 4 protein. Gene Ontology annotation, cellular component: endoplasmic reticulum membrane. The record is from RefSeq and is a predicted model, not a curated record. The transcript has 10 exons. Bases 1 to 1443 code for a protein of 480 amino acids. Gene Ontology annotation, biological process: protein N-linked glycosylation. Gene Ontology annotation, molecular function: GDP-Man:Man(3)GlcNAc(2)-PP-Dol alpha-1,2-mannosyltransferase activity. NCBI's taxonomy places the organism in Eukaryota, Fungi, Mucoromycota, Mucoromycetes, Mucorales, Lichtheimiaceae.
AUGGCCGUGUCUUUCUGGGUAACCACUACGCUGGUAUCCAUAUGGCUAAUAUACCGAUUCUUGCGAUUACGCACUUUAAACAGUGUUGACGUGAAUCGCCAACGCGUACUGCAAGAUCUUGGACGAGAUCAUACAACGGAUGCUGGCGAUUCACUUCCCAUUUUCCUCGGCUUUUUCCAUCCGUACUGUAAUGCAGGCGGAGGAGGUGAACGAGUUCUAUGGACAGCUAUUCGCGACGUUCAAAAAGAGUUCCCUCACGUUAUUUGUGCCGUGUAUACUGGUGAUUUGGAUGCUUCGAAACAACAAAUCCUUUACAAAGUAAAGGAUCGUUUCAAUAUUGAUCUGGAUCCACGAACACUCGCCUUAGUUUACUUGCGCACACGCUAUCUUGUUGAAGAUUCCAGAUAUCCACGCUUCACGUUACUGUUUCAAAGUUUGUCAUCGAUCGUGAUGGGUUAUGAAGCCAUUAGCAAACUUGUUCCUGAUCUCUUUUUCGACACGAUGGGUUAUGCAUUCACAUAUCCAUUGGUACACUAUUUGACACGUGUAAGAAUUGCAACCUACACACAUUAUCCGACGAUCAGUUCGGAUAUGUUGAAACGUGUAUAUGAACGACGGCAACAACACAACAAUAACUCGCAACUUGCCCAAAGUACUGUAUGGACCUACGGAAAAUUGAUUUACUAUCACGUGUUUGCAAGGGUGUAUGGCUGGUGUGGCUCGUUUGCAGAGAUUGUCAUGGUCAAUUCAACUUGGACGAAAGACCACAUCGAUAAACUCUGGAAAACCGAUUCAGAGAUUGUUUAUCCACCAUGCGAUACUGAGCGUCUCAAUGGGUUCAGUCUCCAGUGCCGUGUACCGAAAAUAGUCAGCGUCGCCCAAUUCAGACCAGAAAAGGAUCAUCCAAUGCAGUUGCAAGCAUUGGCCAAGUUAUUCGAGAAACAUCCAAAGUGGCGACAGGAAAAGGACCUAGAGCUUGUACUGAUUGGAAGCGCCCGAAAUGAAGGUGAUGAGAAACGAAUUGCCGAGCUUAGGAAACUAGCACUCGAGUUAAAUAUUGAGGAACAUGUUCGGCUUGAAGUGAAUGCUUCUUUCGACACGCUGGUGGAUUGUUUGGGCAAGGCCAAGAUCGGAAUACACACAAUGUGGAACGAGCAUUUCGGUAUUGGCAUUGUAGAAUAUAUGGCAGCGGGAAUGAUCCCUGUGGCGCAUAAUUCUGCAGGCCCUAAAUUGGACAUUGUGGCAGAUUACGAUGGCAGACCUACAGGGUUCCUUGCAGAUUCUGUCGACUCGUUUGCUGAUUGUCUCGACAAAGCUCUGUCGCUGCCCGAAGACGAGUUCACAAAAAUGGCAUCCAACGCACGUGCAGCUGCAUCUGAUAAGUUUUCCGAGGUUGCUUUUAGCCGAGAAAUGAUGCAGUCCCUGCGAAAAUGGUUGACGUGA